Xiphias gladius (swordfish) is the source of this 4529-nucleotide messenger RNA. It is a transcript of the gene ldlrb, whose product is annotated as low density lipoprotein receptor b. The transcript has 18 exons. The coding region runs from base 170 to 2818 and encodes 882 amino acids. Gene Ontology annotation, molecular function: protein binding; calcium ion binding. NCBI's taxonomy places the organism in Eukaryota, Metazoa, Chordata, Actinopteri, Istiophoriformes, Xiphiidae. The record is from RefSeq and is a predicted model, not a curated record.
UUUUACGCACAGUCGCCGCGUGACUCUGCUGCCUGCCCUCUGCGCCUGAGCCAGAGCCUUUUACGCACAGAUCCCCGCGGUGAACUCGCCCUCCUCUCCAUACCUGUGCUCAUACCUGACCGGUGUCUACUUUAGGUGUCAAAUCAGGACAGAUAGGGGAGGACAGGAUAUGUUUGGGAUGUGGAGGGGACUCGCCGGACUGUCAACAUGUUGGGGUUUGCUGAUGCUGAUCCAUUGUUCGCCUCAGGCAGAUGCAGCAUUCACAUGCAGCUCCACUCAGUUUAAGUGUGGAAAUGGGCGGUGUAUCACCCGAAGGUGGAUUUGUGAUAAUACGGACGAUUGUGGGGAUGGAACUGAUGAACUGCCUGCAACCUGCGCAACCAAAACCUGUCUGGAAUCAGAGUUCAGCUGUGGCCCUCCCAUGAACCAGUGUAUCCCAGGAACCUGGACCUGUGACGGCAAAGCUGACUGUGACAAUGGGGCUGAUGAGAAGAACUGCACGGCCAAACAGUGCAAAGCUGGAGAAUUUCGUUGUGCCAAUGGCCAGUGUGUAUCCAGCACCUUCGUCUGCGACCAUGACAACGACUGCUCAGACGGCUCAGAUGAGGCUUCCUGCCCCAAGCCCACCUGCAGCCCUCGAUCCUUCCAGUGCAACAACUCCAUUUGUGUGCCGGCCCUGUGGAAAUGCGAUGGAGACAAGGAUUGUGCCGACGGGUCGGAUGAGUGGCCGGAGAACUGUGUGGAACGGCAGCCGGACAAGACGGCGGUGCACUGCGGAGUCCACGAAUUUCAGUGUGCUAAUGGGGAUUGUAUCCACAGCAGCUGGAGGUGUGAUGGAGGCAUGGACUGCCAGGAUCGAUCGGACGAGGUCAACUGCAGUCGUCCUAAUUGUCGUGCGGACGAGUUCCAGUGUAAUGACGGCACCUGUAUCCAUGGCAGCCGCCAGUGUGACAAAGCGGCUGACUGCAGGGACCUCAGUGAUGAGAUGGGCUGCCACAUAGAAAUUGUAUGUGAAGGCCCAACUAAGUUCAAGUGUGGCAGUGGGGAGUGUAUCAGCAUUGAGAGGGUGUGCGACAAACAGAAAGACUGCAGGGACUGGUCAGAUGAACCUGUCAAAGAGUGCGGCAUCAAUGAGUGUUCGACUGGAAAUGGUGGCUGCUCCCAUCACUGCAACGAUCUGAAGAUUGGCUACAACUGCUCGUGCCUUGCUGGAUACAGCCUGAAGAUGGACAAAAAAACCUGUGAAGACAUUGAUGAAUGUGCAGAACCGGACACUUGCAGUCAGAUCUGCAUCAACCUGCCCGGCAGCUACAAGUGCGACUGCAAAAACGGCUAUGAGAUUGACCCCGCGACCAAGACAUGCAAGGCUGAAUCAGGCACUGUACCCACCCUCUACUUCACCAACAGACACGAGGUGAGGAAGCUGACGGUGGACCGCAGCGAGUACGUCCGUCUGAUCCCACAGCUGAAAAACGUGGUGGCUCUGGACAUGGAUAUGCUACACAAGAUGAUCUUUUGGUCUGACCUGUCUUUGAAGAAAAUCUACAGCUCCAAGAUCGACGUGGCCAGUAACUCCUCUUGCCACACUGUAGUAAUCGGCAGUGGGAUUCAGGCCCCAGAGGGCAUUGCCGUGGACUGGAUCCAUGGCAACAUCUACUGGACUGACAGCAUUUUGAAGACUAUCUCUGUGGCAACGACAGACGGCAGCAAGAGGAAGACACUCAUCACAGACAACCUGGAGAAGCCAAGAGCCAUCGCAUUGGACCCGGUAAACAACUUCAUGUACUGGACAGACUGGGGUGAGCAGGCUAAGAUAGAGAAGAGCGGGUUGAAUGGAGUGGAUCGCGUUGCCUUGGUGACAGACAACAUCGCGUGGCCCAAUGGUAUCACCCUAGACAUGGCAAACCAGCGUCUGUACUGGGUGGACUCCAAGAUGCACACACUCUCGAGCAUUGAUGUGAAUGGAGGGACGCGACGCAGCCUCAUAGUCAGCGAGGAAAAGCUCUCCCACCCCCUCUCUCUGACUGUCUUUGAGGAAAAAGUGUUUUGGACGGACAUUGGCAAUGGUGCUGUUUUAAGUGCCAACCGUCUGACAGGAAAGGACAUCACUGAGCUGGCAGUGGACCUGGACCAGCCUGAAGAUAUCAUACUGUAUCACAACCUCAAGCAGCCCAACGGUACAGACUGGUGCAAAGAUAGUGACAGUAUGAAUGGAGGUUGUGAGUUUCUGUGCCUCCCUGCCCCUCUGAUCAACCAGCACUCUCCUAAAUACACCUGCGCCUGUCCUGACCACAUGACCAUGGGACCUGACAUGAGGAUGUGCGUGACAGCAGUCACAGUUGCCCCUCCUGCCGAAAACAAAACUGCUGAACUGCUCCCACCCAAGGAUCCCGCCAAGCCUACUACACCCAGGCAGCCUGUCGCUACCCCAACAACUACAACUGCUGCAACUACAACCACCACCAGAGCCACCAAAAAGCUCACAUCCACCUCUUCCAUCCAGCCCACACAGAGAACACAGCAGCCUGCCGCCACUGCUCAAGGCAACAGAUUGGCAGCAGUGCCUGCAGAAGCCCAUCCAUCCCACCCUAUUGCUCUCUAUGUCGUGUUGCCAAUAGUGGUCACCUCCCUGCUGAUCUUUGGAGCAGUGUUGCUAUGGAGACACUGGCGUCUGAAGAACACCAACACCAUCCACUUUGACAAUCCAGUGUACCAGAAAACCACGGAGGACGAGGUACAUAUCUGCAGGAACAGCUGUGACGGCCAUGUUUAUCCUCAGAGGCAACUACUGAGCAUGGACGACAUGGAUGUUGCAUGACCCAAAGAUGAAGAAGACACUGGCUUUAUUUGAAGUAAUUUUUUUUCCUGAUGCAAAUAUGAAGCAUCAAAGACCGUUUUUUGUUUCUACUGCUGCUGCUUAACAGACCCCUCCUUCCCCCAGUGACCUCAUUUUGUGGCUUAUGUUUCUGACCUCAGCACUGUGCCGUCCAAGUCUGAAGAAAGAACUGAAAAAAGAAGAAAAAAAAAAAAAGAUACUUGAAACUUUUGUAUGACAAAAUGGAGGUUAACUACAGGAUGCCAUUUAGUCAAACCACAAAAUGGUUUCAAAAUGAAGGAGUAAUGCACGGUUUCGAAAGAUGAUGUUCUUGAUCACUGAGCCUUGACUCUUUUGAAGCUAGGCGAAAUUGUCUAAGAAUCCCGUCAUUUAAAAAGCUGCAGAAGCAUGCUUACUUUACCACCAACACAUCACCUCACUAUGUUGAUGGCCUAAAUACACAAAUCACUUUGUUUGCUCAGUGAGUUUAACUUGAAAAGCCUGACCUUUUCUGUCUUAACACGCAUGUGUGCCUUCCAUCCACAGUCUGGUACUUUAGUGACGUUUAUUGGAUGUACAUACAGUAAAUGCCUUACUGAUCCCACUACCUUCCAAACCAGUUUGCGUGGUAGUUAAUGUCGUAGUGCUUUCACCCCAGGCAGUGAUGGCCUCCACCACAGUAUUUUGAGGCCUUUUCUUCUCCUCUUCUCCAAACAGCUUUGCACAUUUUGUUGGCUCCCAUAUCAGAGGCAUUUGUUUACUAUCACCCAUUAUAGUCUUUCUUAAAAGUAAAUCAUAUUUAAUUCAGAGCUCUUAUGCUGUGUUUUUCAUUUAAUGACUGAUCUCCAAUUAGGUAUCUUGAGUGUGAAGUGUCACAGAUGGUUUAUGUUUUAAAUGGAAAAAGCUGCUGAGUUUCUGAAGUCAACCAAAAUGAAGAAAAUGUUUUUUGUUUUUGUUUUUGUUUUUUUAAUGAAGAUAGUUCCAGUAAAAAGUGAUUGUACUGUUGGUGAUUACCUAUUGUAACAGUGUAGAUAAUUCCUGUAAAUAUUUUUAAAGCUUAAGCUCUUAAGUUCACUCUGGUGUUGCCUUCUUACAUUUGUAAAUUUUAGUCAAGAAAUAUUGUAAAUAUGUAUGAGAUUCUUUUAUUUAUUUAUGGAAAUAUAUAAGAGAAGGUUUUUGAUUGUUGUCAUCUGGCUGUAAAAAGUUAAUAACAUAUAUUAGCACCAACCACGGCGAAUUGUUUUUGUUCCAGGUCAGUUUAACUUUUACAUUGUACAUAUUUAACUUAUGUUCAAUCAAACUUUUGGACACCUGCUCAGUUUUGUGUGUAUGCCAUCCUGUAUGAGUCACGGCUGAAGGGUAGUGCUUAUCAUUUGCAACUGUGUACCACACAUUACAGAAAAAUGCUGAAGAAACUCUCUUUGUUCCUUACACCACUGUUUGUUCCUUUCUCAAUGCUAAAUCACAUAAUUUAUUUUGUGUCUGCCUUUUUGUUACUAUAUACAGUUUACAAAGGAAGAUGUUCUCUGUCACAGCAACUUGUAUGUACAAACCUGAAGGAUUUAUGCACAACAGCCUGCACGUUGCUUUUGUUUAUUUUUGGUUUUGUUGGUCCUUUUUUAAUAAAAAAAAAAAAUUUACCUGUCUCCCAUGUUAACUGGGACAUCUAAGAAAAGACAGUACCUGUGUUGUGCUUUCAUACUGCACACUAAUU